GAGCAAGAAGAGAGGUUUGGACUCGAGUGCCAUUGUUGUCGUGUUUGUUUGUUUUGUUUGUGUAAUUCUCGUUUUUCUUGUCGUGUAACGUCGACGGCUUGUGGAACUUACCGAACGUGAGGCGUUUGUCGGGAGGGAGUGGUUAUGGACAAGUGUGGUUUGUGAGGAGCACAUUCCUGAGCGCAACCCGCACUGCCGAGGACCUGACUCUGGGGAGGCGAAUGCCAUUGUGAGCCCAUCGGGAUUUCGAGCCGCGGCUUCGCUCAUGCAACAUCGUGGCUUCAUGUGAAGACGGGAAGGUAACUAAAGUGCCGAUCCAGGAGGAGACUCAAGACAAGACAAGCCGGGACAUCAACACCGUCGAAUACGGUUGUCUACGCUUCUUGUCGGAAUCGCAUCAACCCAGCCAUGCGGAGACGCCCAACCCGUGACAAGGCCUGAGUCGACAAGUUUCUAGGGCACCACAAGAAUCAAACGAGUUGGGGCGGCGGCUUUUGUAACAGUGACAAGAAUCGACAGCCAUGAACUCUGUAAUCUUUCUGGCGCUGACCAUUGCGUCUUCAACGCUGCUGCUAAACCGGGUGGCGUGCCAGAUUGAGUGCGACUUGAAGAGUUGCGAAAAUCAGUGCAUGUCACUCAAUGCCUGGCGGUGGAGUUGCGAGGGGGAAGGCUGUCUUUGUACGUUUCAUCUGGACGAUGCGAAGGCUCUGUGCGAGAAAGGUGGCGGAAUUGCCGGCGGAAGCGGUGGCGGAAGUGGUGGUGGGGGUGGAAACGAGCCUGACAAGAAGAAAAAGGACCAAGAGCACGAUUACGAUGAUGAUUAUGACGACAUAUUUUACGACGACAACCAUGAUGGCGGCUCAAGAGAAACUGGAAGACCCCCUGGUGGUCAAGGCGGCGGCAAGAAGACCACGAAGACUCCCGGUGGCAGCAAGAAGAGCAAAGGCACGACCAAGCGGCCAGGAGGCGGUGGAAAGCCAACAAAGAGGCCAGGACAAGGUGGCAAGCCGCCCGGUGGCAAACCACCCGGUGGCAAACCACCCGGUGGCAAACCACCCGUUGGGAAACCACCUGGUGGCAAACCACCUGGUGGCGAUAAGGGCAAGGUCACACCACCCGGUGGGGAUUAUGAUGAGUCUGACGAGACGCUAAGUACUCCUGAGUACAGUACUUCCGACAGCACACCGAGCACCCCCGGAUAUAGUACUACUGACAGUAGCAGCAGCAUGUCGUUUUCCAGCGAGGACGACUACGGACAAGAGGACUACGGUCAAAAGGACUACGGUCAGAAGGGCCACGGUCAGAAGGACUACGCAGCCAGGGCCAGACCAUCGUCUCUCAGUCUCCUGCCCCGUAAGGCGCUGGAACCGACGAACGGAGGAGGCGGUAGCCGCGUCGGAAAAGUCGGGAAGAUGCACAUGCCGUUCGUCGUCAAGAGUCUGCACAUGCCGUUGUCCUCCAAGCAGGUGAUGGAACAGCUCAAGCGGCAGAAGGGAGACAUUCCCAUGAGAAAGAUCGAGGAUUUCUUGAGGAAGGGUGGUCGUUAA
This is a messenger RNA of Rhipicephalus sanguineus (brown dog tick), 1547 nucleotides long. Its product is annotated as pro-resilin. Bases 522 to 1547 code for a protein of 341 amino acids. NCBI's taxonomy places the organism in Eukaryota, Metazoa, Arthropoda, Arachnida, Ixodida, Ixodidae. The record is from RefSeq and is a predicted model, not a curated record. The transcript has 3 exons.